Messenger RNA from Sphenostylis stenocarpa, 498 nucleotides. NCBI's taxonomy places the organism in Eukaryota, Viridiplantae, Streptophyta, Magnoliopsida, Fabales, Fabaceae. The record is from the annotation of a GenBank genome assembly.
AUGGCGGAGGAGAAGGCUGUUGAGAUGGUGGCAUUGGAAUGUCUGGGGAAAGGGUUUGAUAUGGCUAGUGAUUUUCGGUUGAGGUUUGCAAAGGGGAUUCGUGGAGGGAGGUUGGUGGUGCUUGAUGAGCAGAACAAGAGGGACAUCUUGAUUCCUGGAACUGGAGGAGUUACCAUUAAAGAGGUUUCUGAGAAUAUUCGGUGCGACAAAGGGGAUAGAAUACGCUUCAAGUCUGAUGUGCUUGAAUUCAAUCAGAUGUCGGAGUUGCUUAAUCAGAAAUCGGCAGUGCAGGGGAAAGUUCCUUCUGGGUAUUUUAAUGCGCUUUUUGAUUUGAGUGGUGAUUGGUUUCGUGAUGCUGCUGACACUAAAUACCUUGCUUUUGAUGGGUAUUUCAUUUCACUCUACUAUUUGCACCUCACUGCUUCUCCACUCAUACUGCAAGAAGAGGUAAAGAAAUCUGUUCCGGCUCAGUGGGAUCCAGCCUCAUUGUCUAGGUAA